Molecule: messenger RNA, 1684 nt
Organism: Fopius arisanus
Lineage: Eukaryota; Metazoa; Arthropoda; Insecta; Hymenoptera; Braconidae
Gene: Hn
Product: phenylalanine-4-hydroxylase
Exons: 8
Coding region: 104-1498 (464 amino acids)
Biological process (GO): L-tyrosine biosynthetic process; L-phenylalanine catabolic process
Molecular function (GO): iron ion binding; phenylalanine 4-monooxygenase activity
Source: RefSeq, a predicted model, not a curated record
ACUCAAUUAGUUCCUCAUCAGACGGCGUUUGAUCACCGCGUUCAGUACAAUAUCAUUUUAAUAACCUUCAGCUAUUGCGUUAUUUCGUUAGAAAUUUUGGAGAAUGUAUGGCCAACCGAUUCCCAAAGUUCAGAGGGAACCAAUCGACUCGUUCCCCAAUGGAUCUCCACCGGACAAACCAAAGCUGAUGGAAGGAGGUAAUUACAUAAAGGAAGGACGAGAUUCCGCCAAGAGCACUUGCCUCAUCUUCUCACCAAAGGCUGAGGACAAAGUUGGAUGUCUUGGAAAAUUUCUCCAGCUCUUCACCGAGCAUCAUGUGAACCUGUUGCAUAUUGAAUCAAGGAGUUCAUUACGACAGGCUAAUGGUUACGAAUUUAUGGUUGAAUGUGCACCCGGAGGAGAUCUCGGAAUUGCUGUUGAGGCAUUGAAAAGUCAAUGCAAUUAUUUUUCCAUUAUCUCGAGGAAUCACAAGGACAACAUUGGCACUGUACCCUGGUUCCCAAGGCGGAUUCGUGACCUUGAUAAAUUUGCCAAUCAAAUAUUGACGUACGGAGCUGAGUUGGAUGCUGACCAUCCGGGUUUCACAGAUCCUGUGUACAGAGCGAGGCGAAAAUAUUUUGCUGAUAUAGCUUAUCAUUACAAGCAUGGACAUCCCAUCCCCAGGGUGGAGUACACCAAAGAGGAAAUAGCAACGUGGGGCGUUGUUUUUAGAAAACUCACGGAAUUGUACCCGAAUUAUGCCUGUCGCGAGCACAAUCAUGUGUUUCCAUUGCUCAUUGAGAAUUGCGGGUACAGAGAGGAUAAUAUUCCACAGCUUGAGGACAUAUCCAAUUUUUUGAAAGACUGCACGGGAUUCACUCUACGUCCAGUAGCUGGUUUGCUAUCGUCUCGUGAUUUCUUAGCUGGACUUGCCUUCAGGGUAUUCCACAGUACUCAGUACAUAAGACACAGCAGCAAACCACUGUACACACCUGAACCUGAUGUCUGCCAUGAAGUUCUCGGUCACGUACCAAUGUUGGCCGAUCCAGCGUUUGCUCAAUUUUCUCAAGUUAUUGGAUUGGCCUCACUCGGUGCACCAGACGAGUACAUCGAAAAACUUGCCACUUGCUUUUGGUUCACCGUGGAGUACGGAAUUUGCCGGCAACAGGGUGAAUUGAAAGUAUACGGUGCAGGAUUGCUCUCAUCGUUCGGUGAACUGGAAUACGCUCUCAGUGGAAAACCCGAACUAAGGCCUUUUGAUCCAGCUAAGACGGCGUUGCAGAAAUAUCCGAUAACCGAGUAUCAACCCGUGUACUUUGUCGCCGAAGAUUUUGAAGAUGGCAAAGAGAAGAUGCUGAAAUUUGCACAGACUAUACCCAGAAAAUUCGGGGUGAGGUAUGAUCCGUAUACCCAGAGCAUCAGCAUCAUUGAUAGUAAAUAUCAGAUCGAAGAAUUGGUUACGAAUGUUAAUCAAGAAAUGGAGAUAUUGAUGGAUGCACUGAAGAAGCUGAAGAAUUGAGAGUACCUCACGCUCUUCACCUUUCAUUAUCCACUCCUCAGAAAUAAAUCGCUGUAUUUAUAUUUUUUCGACCAAUUUUGUACUUUGAGUUAAGAAUUUCUAUCGUGACUGAUAAUUUGUUUAAACAUCAGUUGAGAUUUCAUGUACAUAUGUUUGAAUAUAGAAAGAAAAAUAAUGUUUACCCGA